AUAAAUUAAUAUGGGAAAUAUUAAAUUACAAUAUUCCGAUGUCCAUCCAAUGCGAAGCGUCCGGACAAACCUGUUUUUGGCGAAGACUAAUUGUCUCUUUGCAUCGGUAUAAAAUCAAAACAUUCAUUUUAUGCGCGAUCAAUGAACAUUGACGGCGACAAUUUCAAGGCCACCAAGGGGGAUCAAUGUUGUAGCUACCCAAAAAAAAAACCCACACCAGGUAGACCGGCCGACCCCCCGGGCAGGAAGUACAUUAUUAAAACAUUUAUAUUAGAGGUAAAAACGUUCACCGUCUCCCGUCAGUGGGAAUCCCUCUUCAAAGAACGAGUUUUAAUCUUCUCCCAUGUUCUCAAACGCACUGUGUGUUCCCGACGCGGGCCUUUUGUUUUGCCAAUGCUCACAAAAAGAGAGAGCAACGCAGAGCGUUCGCAUAUUUCACUACCGUACGGCUGACCGAACGGUUCAAGCGCUAUUGCCUGGAUCGUGCGUCCGUUCGACUUGCUGUUGGUUUUACCGAUAACCUUCCGUGAUCGGUACAUCACGCAACCUGAACUAAACUGAAGGAGCUGGAGCGAUAAGAAGGAGUGCAGCUUAGCCGCGUUCGGCGAAGAAGCAUAAACGAAGCGAAAAAUUCAUAGUUGCUCCAUAGUUGGUUGGUGGUUAGUUCUUGUUUAACCAUCGUGGUAAACGGUUGUCCCAAAUGAUGAGACAGUGUAGUGUAACGUCUCGUGUGUGUACGGUGCUGCUUUGUCUGGCGGUGAUCGGUGUCGCCGAGGGUGGCUUCUUGGACUGGUUCCGCAGCAACAAAAACAAGGGCCACGAUGUGUGCCGCGUGGAGUUCGAGGUGCUCGACCCGCAAGGUUUGCGCCUGUGGACGGCACAAAAGCCACAGAUGAAAGGGUUCGGCGUGGAGCUGUUCAUCAAUCCGGUGCACGGUCGUAAGCAGCAGCCGUGCAACGUGUGCCGCAAUACGACGGAAAUCACGCACGGCAAGUUCUUUCUGCAGGAUGAAAGCGUGAUCGUCAAGAGCGGGGACAUACUGGAGUACGUGAUCAUUACCGACAAUGGCAAAACGGUGCAGCGCCACAAGCCCAGGAAACUGAUUGUGGACGAUUUCCUCAUUAAACCGAAAGGAAGCUGUGCCUGUCCGCCCGGUACGGUAACGCCUGCGACGCCGACCCAAACCGCCCAGCAGGUCUACGAAGAGCCGACGGCCGAAAUUGCUCUGCUGGAGCGCAUUCUCGAGCGAGUGUCGAAAAAGUGUGCCGAAGGCACGAUGUCCAGCUAUUUGUUCCUGCAGACGGAUCGCGUCGAUGGUCCGGCGGACGAUUUGAAAAAGAUCGUGCUGAAUUACUUCCAACAGAGGGACGCACUGAAGCCGCUGGCAGGAUCGAUCCUGUCCGCGGAGGACGGCUCGGACGGUAUCGUGUUCCGGGUGGCUAACAUUAUUGAUAAGCUGAAAAUUUUGGAGCUUGCGCGGCAAGAGAACGACAUCCUGGACUACGACAAGCUAACCGCCAUCGGUGACAUGGACAUUCGGGCUUCAUUCGAUGAUGAGUGAGAUUGCGUAAAAAUAACGCUUUUGUGUAACAACUAAUGAAGCGGCGGGCAGUAUGAUUGUAAAUGUAAAAACUGAAUAAAAGCAACGCAAAACCUUCACACUAAAA
Messenger RNA from Anopheles coluzzii, 1667 nucleotides. RefSeq lists its product as uncharacterized. The record is from RefSeq and is a predicted model, not a curated record. Gene Ontology annotation, molecular function: carbohydrate binding. Lineage: Eukaryota; Metazoa; Arthropoda; Insecta; Diptera; Culicidae. The transcript has 2 exons. The coding region runs from base 701 to 1561 and encodes 286 amino acids.